CGGCCGCGUGGAGCCCGUCGCAGGCUGCCGUGCCCUGUCGGCCGCCGCCGCUGCCGAGCCAGGCGGCUGUGCUGUGCUGUCGCCCCGAGGCCGUGUGCCGGCCCCUGCCUAGCGCUGCCGCUAUCCCGCCCGCCUGCCGGCCGCCGGCGUGUCAGCCUGCAGCAACACUCACUGGGAGUAAACGGGUGGUUUGGGUGCUCCUCGUUUCGUGUUUUGCUUUCGAAUUGGUUACAACAAUCGUCAGUGGUUCUUGGAAGGGUAUGAACUGGGGGCAGCUGAGUGAAGAUGUGGAGCGAGUAUCUGGAAACCCAGCAGAGGAGAGAGAAGGAGAGAUGGAAGUUCAUGAAGAUUCCAGCUCUGUUAUUUUACCAGAUAGUGAGCUGGGUACCACUGCCCCUUCUUUGCGUUUCAGCAAGACCUGCCUAAAGAAUGUUUUUUCAGUAAUUCUCCUGUUUAUUUAUCUGCUACUCAUGGCUGUAGCUGUGUUCCUUGUCUACCAAACCAUCAGUGACUUCAGGGAGAAGCUCAAGCACCCAGUAAUGUCUGUCUCCUACAAGGAAGUGUCCUUAUACGAUGCACCUGGUAUUGCCUUUUACCCAGGCAAGGCUCGACUGGUUAGCUGCAAACAUCAUUACUAUGAUCCAGGUCAACCAGGAGACACUGAAUGCACCACUCGGAGAAUCAACUACACGGAUCCCUUUACUAAUCAAACUAUGAAAUACGCUUUGGUUGUUCAAGGCCCUCGUGAUGUGAAGAAAAAGGAACUGGUGUUUUUACAGUUUCAUUUAAAUGGAACAGACCAAGACUUUAGUGCCAUCGACUACCUUCUGUUUUCAUCUUUCCAAGAGUUCAUCAACAGUCCAGAAAAAGCAGAAUUCAUGAAGGACUGUGAAAGUUCAUACUCCAGCUGGAAGUUUUCCGGAGGCUUUCGAACAUGGGUCAAGAUGUCCUUGGUGAAAACAAAAGAAGAAGAUGGGAGCGAGACGGUGGAAUUCAAACAAGAGACCAGUGUGGUUACCUACAUUGACCAGAGAACUAAACCACAAAGUGACCAGCUGUUUUUUGUGGUAUUUGAAUGGAAAGAUCCUUUUAUACAGACUGUUCAAGCUAUUAUCACAGCAAAUCCCUGGAACAUGAUUGCUCUUCUCUGCGGCAUCUUCUUGGCUCUGUUUAAGGCAGCAGACUUUGCUAAGCUAAGUGUGAAGUGGAUGAUCAAAAUCCGAAAGAGGCAUCUGAAGAGGAGUCGUCAAGUAAUGAACCACAUAAACUGAGAGUACGUCUGCCUUUGAACUAUUCACAGCAGAAAGGACAGAAAAUAAGUGGAAUCAGCUUUGGUCAGUGAUAUGGCAAUUAAAGAUGCAAACCAGGUCUGUUUUUGUCCAGAAAAACGACAGCUGGAGGACCAGCCCAUUGAACUGACCUUUGAACCUCACAACGGAGCUAACUCAAGACAGGUCUAACAAACUCAUGCUUUUCUAUUCCAAAUUUAACCAUCUUACCUCAGUAUCGGGAGGGAAAGGGGGGACGGACAUGAGGGAAAGGAGAGAAUUCACUAAUGUGCAGAACAGCAACAUUGUUGUGGUUAAAUUCUAAACAAAAGAGUGUUUGAAUGCUUCUCGGAACGGGGGACCUUUUUGCCUCUGGAUGAGUUACGACCCAACACCUGCUGCCCUAACACAGUGACUUGCUUGCCUGUGUUUAGUGGAAGGGAAAGCGGUGAGCAGAACAAGAGCCUGGCCUCGCGCCUGCACAGCACGCGUUACACCAACAUACACUGGAGUCCCCCUACGCCGCAGUGCUUGACUUACAGAGACUUUCGUAUUAAAAGAUACUUCAAACGA
Molecule: messenger RNA, 1841 nt
Organism: Colius striatus (speckled mousebird)
Lineage: Eukaryota; Metazoa; Chordata; Aves; Coliiformes; Coliidae
Gene: PACC1
Product: proton activated chloride channel 1
Exons: 8
Coding region: 261-1271 (336 amino acids)
Cellular component (GO): cell surface
Source: RefSeq, a predicted model, not a curated record